Molecule: messenger RNA, 4337 nt
Organism: Xyrichtys novacula (pearly razorfish)
Lineage: Eukaryota; Metazoa; Chordata; Actinopteri; Labriformes; Labridae
Source: the annotation of a GenBank genome assembly
CACCACCAAAGGAAGAAGCUUCAGUCUGCUAGCAAACAACAGAGAGGCACAGCAGGAGCGGUGGAAACACCGACAUCAAACUUGAUACCACUGCUUUCAUGACUUAUUUCCUGAAUUAGUGGGUUUAAUUAUUAAUCUCGGUGUUCGUCGAGCUGCCUAGUCUUAUAAGCGGAAACCCCUCCAGAAUAGGAGUUUUUCCUGUUAGCCGGAGAGCUAAAGUUGAAGAGAGCAGCUGGUUGGUCUCAGUUAGCAUCGAUGAGGAAGACCAACCCCGGCGGCUUCAAUGCUGUAAACAAGAGUCUCCAGCUGCUCCUGAGUUAGCCAUCUGGCCUCCAGGUUAGAAAGACUUGUGCAGAAUGACAGGUAAGUGCUCUGGGUGGACUUAUGAAGCUGUCAUACUUUAUUCCCACCUCGUUCUUUUACAGUAAAGGGAUGGUAAAAGGCGUAAUACACCUCGUUUUUCUGUUUUUCAGAAGAUGCAGUCUUACUAAAUGUACCUGUCAUUCAGCAACUGUAUCACUGGGACUGUGGGUUAGCCUGCUCUAGGAUGGUCCUGAAGUAAGUACACAAGAAAGUAGAAGUCUAUUUUGGUUUGUGUGUCUGUGAACUGCUUCAUAGCCUAUAGGGUAGAGUGGGGUAAGUUAAGCCAAAGAAAUUGAUCAUGUGACCAAAUAUUUAGGAGAUGGGCAUCAGUUCAUGGAGUCUGUGAAGGUUAGAAGCACAUGAGUGAGGGGGUUAGACAUUUAUUUACAAAAAAAAGGGAACAUUUUUCUCUCAAACAUCUGCCUUGAUGUAUUGAUCCAAAAUAUGAAAAAUGGCUCAUCUUACCCCACUCUCCCCUAUAUAGAGAAAACCCAGAAUAACUGUCCUUAAAUGUCCACUUUCUCAGGUACCUCCACCCUGUCAGUGAUGAAGAGUUUCAGAGAGCCUGCUGGGACCUGAAACUGACAGAGAGUGUGUGGACUAUAGACCUGGCCUACCUCAUGUGCCAUCUAGGGAUCAAACACUGCUUUUGUACCCAGACUCUGGGUGUUGAUAAAGGCUUCAGGAACCAGGUACUUUUCUUUUGUAUGCUAAUAAGUACUAUUCUGCUCUGAUUGGGAGUUAUCUAAGCCUCUGUUCAUGUCUCUGGCUUUGGUUUUCAGUCUUUCUACAAGAAACAUUUUGACACUGAAGAAGACAGAGUAAAUGAGCUUUUCCUGAAAGCAGAAAGCAAAGGUGUGGUCGUCAAGAAAUGGUAAGGUUUCUGUUAUUUAUCACUUCCUGAACAAGCUUACUGUGUUUACCUCAGAGCAAACACACUAAACACUUACGUAUUUGUUGGUGUCUUUUCGCAGCUCUGUGACAGUCCAGGAAAUCCAGUCUCAUCUGGACCAAGGCCACGUCGCUAUAGUGCUGGUCAACGCUGUGGUCUUGACAUGCGAACUCUGCUCCUCUCCUGUCAAAUACUGCUGCUUCUUACCCGUGGGCCAGAAGUGUUUCUGCAGAAAGCCUGAGUACCAGGGUCACUUUGUGGUAGUGUGCGGCUUUAGCAGGACUACUGGUUGUAUUUUCUACAACAAUCCUGCAUAUUCUGACCGUGAGUACUUAGAAACUUACUACAUGUUUACAAAAGUACAAGGACAAUAAGAAAGUUUCAGUUUAAACCAGAAUUUACAGAUUAAAUGUCCCAAUUCUUCAAAUAUGUGUUAGCCAUUUCAUUCAGAAGAGGAAGUCUUUCUACUAUGUUGUAAAAAAAAAAAGGAUCUAAACUCCAUCGCUGCUUACAUUUUAUGACAGGCUGCAGAUACGUGUCAGCCUUCUCAUAAAUCAUAAAUGCUCAUAAAUCAUUAUGAUACAGGCUUGUAGGAUACAAACUGAGUGGAAUGAUUGCCCAGAAUUCUGCAGCUCAAUAUGUGGCUGAUAAGACAAUCUAAAGUUUGCGAGCAUAAUCCUACACUUUGUUGCACUUUGAUCUGAUUUAAUGAUUGAGUUAAAUUGAGUCCCCAUCAUGGGAAGGGACAGAGUAAAUAAUCAUAAAUGAAACUGUAAUUCUCUUUGUAGUCCAGCUCUCAACUGAUAGGAUAGAGAUGAUUUUUGCAGGUAUAUACUGGUGGCAGCAAUAGAUGAGCAGAAAAAGAUAAAAAACCUAUCAACAAACUCGUCUUUGUCAUCUUCAGUAUUCAGGCUUUUUUAUUUAAAAGGGAUAUUCCGGCGCAAAAUUGAUUCAGGAUCAAAAACACUGUAACACAGAGUUAGACACCCCAGCGAGAGAUGAAUGUUGACGACUGCUAGCUUCUCUAGUUAUACCAACUUUAGUAACGACCGCAGGAUAGCCUGGCCUGAGGUCUCGCUACAAACAAGCGGCUGCUGGAAGAGAGUAGGUGAGUUGUGUUUAGUCUCUUUGCUAAAGAAAUUAGGCAAAGUUAAAAAGAUGUUUGGCAGCUAGAACUAUGGCUGGGACCCUGUAUGUACUGUUGAUGAAGUUAGGUGCUGUUCUUAGCAUUAUUUGUGGCUAUAGAGUGGCGUUUUGGUUGAGGGCGUGGCUCUCUGUGUUGCUGUUUGUGGUCAUUACUCAAGUUGGUAUAACUAGAGACACAAGCGGUCGGCAACAUUCUUCUCUCUAGGGGGUGUCUAACUCUGUGUUACGGUGUGUUUGACCUAAAAUUAAUUUUAUGUCGGAAUAUCCCUUUAAUUCUGAGCAUAAAAUUAAACCAAAACUGUUCAAUAUUUCACUCAAAAACUCCAGAAAUGGGGACAUGGCUGACAGAUGUGAAUGUGUCUUUGUGUUGUGGACUUUUCAGGAGUCUGCUGCACCAGCAUCGGCAACUUCGAGGAGGCUCGUCGGAGCUACGGGACAGAUGAGGACGUCCUGUUUGUCUUCAAGGAGAGUUGAUUAAAAGGGAGGUUGGACUUGGAUAUCACUUCUCAGAUCAUCAUUUUAGCGCUACGAUGCUGCCGGUCCACGGUAAUGGAUCAGUGACUCUCCCAUAGUCGGUUGUCGCCUGGGCCAUCCUCUCUGGUGCUAAUAGGCCCUCCCCCCUUAAUUAAGAGACACAUUGCUGCAGCAUCACUGCUCGUAAACAGUCAAUACUCCUCUACUCCAGAAGAAUUGACAGCAGGGAGGUCCAGUAAUCUCAGCUGAUAUUUUUUAUUUCUCUCUUGAGGUGGACAAAUAGCAAAUGUAACUUUUUAGGGUUGCUGAUGAAUUUUAAUUUCUGUUAUGGCUCAUAUAUCGGAGCCAUUGAAAUCUCAAACUAAGAAUGGAUGAAAUGUGGGAAUCAUGACUCAAAAUAGAUUGACUGAGGAAUAGUGUACACAGAAAUCAAGAUCAGAGACGGAAAAACUUUACUUGUGCUGUGUUUUUGGAGUCCCAAGAGGCUCAUCAUCCACCUGCCUCACCUUCACAUGCCUUUAAAAACACUCUUCGCUCACCUUUCUGUCCCUUUUUUUCCUGACUAUCCAGAGACAGGGAAUACAAAGAGUUGUCUUUUGAGAGUCUCAGGUAAUUUAUGCCCAAAAGUGUGACAUGUACAUCAAAUGACAAAACUAGUUCAAUGCAAUAGUCCGUCGUCUGCCUGUGGAGGGCAGAAGAAAGGACGCUGGAUGAGAAUCUUAAAACGUGACUUAAGAGGUUUUUAUUUACUGCACUGAAUAAAGGGCAGCCUCCCAUCCUUUGCUCUGUUGUCGUGGCAACAUGCAGCAUAGAUAAAUUGAGUGCUUUGUUAGUUUUGAUCAUAUUGCAGAAAAAAAAAGGAAUAAUUUUGACUUAAUCAUGCUCUCAGUUCAAAGUGGUAAAAAAACAGGUAAAUAACUCAGUGUCCCUCACUUUUAUAUUAUUUUUUUUUAAUUAUGGUAUUAUGUAUCUGUUUUUGCACUACAUUUUCAAACCAGACAGAAUUGUAUACUAUUUAAAUUUAACAUUUUACCAUGAAAUGACUUCCUUGAAUAUACUACGUGAUUUCGUACUGGUUGUGCUUUUGGAAGAUAGCAAACAGCACAUAUUGAACCGCAAACUUUAUUUUUUAUUCAGCAUAGAGCUCCAUUUAUGAGAUGUUCUGAUUAAAGAAUUUGAACAUUUGCUCCAUCCUUGUCGUUUUUGUGUGAUACAGAAUUAUUCAAUGAGGUUGUGAUUCUGUUAUCUCAUAUUUAUUUCUUUGAGGAUCUACUCCUUGACUAUCUUAGGUUUGAAGUCAGGUCUAACUGCUUUGGUAAGCUCCUCUGCGUACUCAGCAUACCGACCAGUCAUCUGCAAACAAAGGAAAAGACAAUUACAACCUUCAGGAGAACCGACUGACCCCGUCUGUCUACCGCAAAUCUCUCCAACAUAUCAAUCACUGCAGGACCAAACAUGUAAC